This is a messenger RNA of Corticium candelabrum, 1791 nucleotides long. Its product is annotated as hemicentin-1-like. Gene Ontology annotation, biological process: homophilic cell-cell adhesion; synapse organization. The coding region runs from base 1 to 1791 and encodes 596 amino acids. Gene Ontology annotation, molecular function: axon guidance receptor activity. The transcript has 9 exons. The record is from RefSeq and is a predicted model, not a curated record. Gene Ontology annotation, cellular component: neuronal cell body; axon; plasma membrane. Lineage: Eukaryota; Metazoa; Porifera; Homoscleromorpha; Homosclerophorida; Plakinidae.
AUGGCGUUCACCAACUUUCUAACGCUAUUUAGUUUGCUCGUUGCGCUACUUCGUUUGCAAGAAGUACAAACAACAGCAUUUGUACAUGCGGCUGAUGUUCGAGCACAUUGGGUGUGUCCUAUUGUUGGUUGCUCGCUUGUGUGCUUGAAUGAAGGCUCAAUUGUGCAACCAUGUAGUUGCAAAUGUGCUCCACAAUGGACAGGAUACGAUUGCUCAGAACCAUGUGGCGGUAACCUUUCUUUGGUCACUGGUCAUAUAACGUCACCAGGAUUUCCAAAGAAUUACAAAAAUUAUGAAAACUGUAGUUGGAUUGUCGAAGUGCCUCCAGAAUCUACCGUCGUUUUGUCGUUUAAAUCCUUUGAUCUAGAAAGAUUUAUCGAUUAUGUCAAAGUUUACAAGGGAGAAACAACUGAAUCUGAACUGGUCGGCAAAUACACCUCAAACGAAAUUCCGUUCGAAACAAUUAUGGAAAAGUCGUUUCUAAUAGUAUUUACAACCGACUCCUCAGUCACUCGACAAGGAUUUUCUCUAUAUUGGAAUACAUAUAAAGGCUACAUUCCCAGAUUCUUAAAUGCAACCAAUGGAAACCAUAUCCACGUCACAGUAAUUAAAGGAAACAAAGUUAGCUUUCUCUGUGAUGCUAUCGGAAUUCCCAAACCACAAAUUGUCUGGAAAAAGGACGGUCUUACGAUUGCUAAAAAUAGAAAGCUGUUUGUCACACAAAGUGGGAGUGAGCUUAUCUUUUCUCGUGUCAACGAAACGGAUACAGGUUGGUACACGUGCGAGGCAGGAAACUACUUGGGGAAGACACAGAAGAGUUAUCAACUAACAGUUCAUGUUUUCCCGGUCAUUACACAAAUGCCGGUCAGUAUUUAUCUUGAACCAUUCGUUCCAUAUACUGAGCAAGCAGCAUUUUGGUGCAAAGUGUAUGGCAUUCCUGAGCCUGAAGUCAACUGGAAAAAGGAUGGGAUAUCAAUAGAUACUUUAAGCCAUUACUAUAAAAAAGGAAGGCAAUGGUUGCAAAUUGAUUUCGUUGAGCAUGUUGAUCUUGGAAACUACUCCUGUUAUGCUAACAACUCAUUGGGUCAAGUAGAGUCAAUUGCAGCCACGUUAUAUGCGUCAAAUACUACCGGCUUAUUGCAUUAUGUCUAUUUUUAUUACCGCCCUUCGUCUGUUCCCAUGUACCCAAGUGCUGAAAUUGAAAUAACUUGCGAUUUGAUUUUUGGAUACUGCGACGUCGAUCUUGGAAAGGCCAGAAUUUACAGAAACGGAAUUUAUGUAAAUACUUCAACUGAUGACCGAUUUGUUCUCGAUGAAUCCAUACACGAUAUUACAAUUUUUGUUUCAAAUUUAACUGAAGCCGAUGUCGGAAUAUACGAAAUACGGUUGGUCGAUCACGGCGUUUCUUGGUUUACUUUCAUCGACGUUCCUGGUUUACCCGUCACACUUAUAACAUCUAAAAAGGAAGACAGGAAAAGUUUUUACGACGAAAGGACUAUUACCUGUCAGUCUAGAAUCGUCAAUCCAAAACCCAUGUUUGUCUGGUACAAAAAUGGUGUUGCUAUAAAUACCGCGGGCAAUGGAUACAAAAUCUCUGCUGACUAUUUCAAGAGUUAUCUGACAAUACAAUACUAUUCGACUAAACAAAGAGAUGACGUUUACAACUGUACAGCAAUUAAUCGUGUGGGAAGCAGUACAGCAAGUACUAGAGUGACCUUUCAAGGCAUGAGCAAGCAAACUCUACGAUUACAUAGAAAAAUUAUUAAACUCUUGAACAUGUGCUUUUCAUGA